Callorhinchus milii (elephant shark) is the source of this 7134-nucleotide messenger RNA. RefSeq names its product ubiquitin protein ligase E3 component n-recognin 1 (gene ubr1). Lineage: Eukaryota; Metazoa; Chordata; Chondrichthyes; Chimaeriformes; Callorhinchidae. Gene Ontology annotation, molecular function: zinc ion binding; ubiquitin protein ligase activity. The coding region runs from base 7 to 5268 and encodes 1753 amino acids. The record is from RefSeq and is a predicted model, not a curated record. Gene Ontology annotation, cellular component: ubiquitin ligase complex; cytoplasm. The transcript has 47 exons. Gene Ontology annotation, biological process: protein ubiquitination; ubiquitin-dependent protein catabolic process via the N-end rule pathway.
AGGAAGAUGGCGGACGAGGGGCCGCGGGAGGCGGUGGGCGGCGGCGGCGGCGGCCCCGACCCCCAACAGGUCGUCAGGAGCUGGCAGGAAGCUGUUGACUUGCGCUCGGUUGUGUAUCGGCACCUAUCGGAAUAUGUCCCUUCAAUUCGUUGCGUAGUGUCAGUCGCCAAGUGUCCUGAGGAGGAGCAGGGACAUCAAAUGCUGCUUAGAACCAUGGAGUGGUUCUUGUUUGGAGAAGCUCCGGAGGAUGGUUUUGCGAAGCUGCAAGAAAACAAAAGUUCUUCGCAACUUUGCGGUCGUGUUUUCAAAGGCGGAGAGACUACAUAUUCCUGCCGAGACUGUGCAAUAGAUCCCACAUGUGUGUUGUGCAUGGACUGUUUCCAAAGCAGUGUUCACAGAAAUCAUCGAUACAAGAUGAACUGUUCAUACGGAGGAGGGCUUUGUGACUGUGGAGAUGUGGAAGCCUGGAAAACUGGCCCAUUUUGUACAAAACAUGAGCCUGGCUUAUCAGAGGACAUUGUGAAUCAUGCAAGCCAAAUACCUGCGGGCGUAGCAGAACGAGCCCAACAUCUAUUUGAUAUCAUCUUCAGAUACCUGGUGGAUAUGUUGAUCUGGACCGAGAACAAAGGACUACCUCUGGAACUGCAGCCAAGGGAGAAGACGGACUCUUAUUUCUGUAUGCUGUUUAACGAUGAGGAUCAUUCCGUUGACCAUGUCAUUCAUUCACUGCAGAAGUCGCUAGGUUGUUCCACUAAAGAAGCUGAGAAUUACACCUGGAUGGUAGAUAAAGAGGGCCGCCGUGUUAUAAAGCAUGGAACAUUGCAGUCAUGUCAAGAAACAAAGCAAGAGGUCUUUAACAACACUAAUAGUGUGUUCCAGUCUCCUCUUCGUGUUGAGAUCCUUCACUCCACUAUUGUUUCUCAUCAGACCUUUGCAUGUCGUCUUCUGUCUUGGCUUAACCACAUGAUUGGUUACUCAGCUGGUUUACGGCAGAUUUUCUGUGACCUGGCCCUUCAACAGGUGCCUGCGUCGGAUCAGCCUUGCUUCAUCAGCAGACUAAUGUUGUCAGAUGUCAAACUGUGGAAAGGAGCACGAAAAGCCUUCCAUGAACUUAUAGUGUGCAGUUUGCUGAUGGAAGCGGAAUACAAGCGGCUUUUUGCUAUAGAGUUUAUUAAGCACUACAAACAGCUGCAGCUUGAGUCUGUAGAGGAUGACCAAGAUCGAAAUAUAUCUGUGACCGCACUCUCUGUUCAAAUAUUCACUGUUCCAACACUGGCUCGACAUCUGAUUGAAGAGCACGAUGCGCUGAAAAUCAUUACUGAGACCAUCAUCGAGCUGUGGUCUGAGCACAUGGAAAAUGGCAAGCUUAAUUUCCAGACUCAAUCCCAGCAUAAAUACUUCCGAAAUGAAGUCGUCUUGAAUGACCUGAAGUAUGUGUUGAUCAGCAAGCCACCGUUGUGGACAGACAGAAGGAGAGACCGUUUCCUCGAAGGGUUUAAUAUUUUUUUGAGACUCUUAAAGUCCAUUCAGGGCAUGGAACCAGUAUGCAGACAGUUUGGACAACACGUUGAAAUCGAGCCAGAUUGGGAGCCAGCUUUCACUGUUCAGAUGUUCCUCAAAUUUAUUCUGUUGAUGAUGCAGGAAUGGUGUGCGUCUGAUGAGCAAGUUCUUCUUCGUGCCUACAAGGAAUGCCAUAGUGUUUUAUCUCAGUGUUCUAAUGAGCUUAUUCAUUGCAACACAAAGAAGCAGUCAGCCACGCUUAACUUGUGUGGCCACUCAGUCAGCUGCGUGGUGUCUCGAGAGCCCAUCAGCAUCCACCUUCCAUUGUCGCGGCUUCUUGCAGGUUUACAUGCACAUCUAAGCAGAAGCGGAGCAAUUGACAAGUUAGAACAGUAUGUGCCUUCAUUGAAGUUCGAAGUAGAGAAAUUGAUGGAAUAUCCAUUGCGUUGCUUAGUGCUGGUAUCUCAGGUCUCGGCUGAUAUGUGGAGAAGAAAUGGCUUUUCUUUAGUCAAUCAGGUGUUUUGCUACCGAAGUGCCAAAUGGAGGGAAGAAAUGUUUGAUAAAGACAUUGUCAUGCUACAGAUUGGUGCCUCUUUGAUGGAUCCAAACCAUUUCCUAAUGUUGGUACUGAAUAAGUUUGAACUGUUUGAAGACUUUACUAAGCACUCGAUUCCCAAAAGCAAGGAUGAGAUUAAACAGAACGUAAGCCUAUUGGAAGAAUUUUUGCACCUUAUUAUUAUGGUGGUUGGGGAGAGGCAUGUUCCCGGAAUAGGCCGUGUGACAAAAGAAGAGGUCACAAUGAGGGAAGUGAUCCAUCUGCUCAGUAUUGAAUCAAUGGCUCACAGUAGCCUGGUCAAAGCUUUGCCUGAGAACGAGAGUAAUGAAACCGGUCUGGAAAAGGUUAUCCACGAAGUGGCCACGUUCAAAAAGCCAGGGUUGUCUGGCCACGGUGUGUAUGAGUUGAAGCCAGAAUGUCUGAAGGAGUUUAACCUGUACUUCUAUCAUUAUGACAAAUCACAGCAGACCAAGGCUGAAGAUGAACAGAAGAAAAGGAAAAAACAAGCCAACAGCAAUGAAGCUCUUCCACCUCCUGUCCCUCCUCAGUUCGUACCGGCGUUUGCAAAGAUUACGAGCAUUCUGAACUGUGACGUCUUUAUGCUAAUCCUCAGAACAGUUUGCCAGCAGGCUGUGAGUUCCAAAGGACAGUUGUGGAGCGAAGCAAUGAUACAGAAGCCAUGUGUCUUAUUACAGGCCCUCCAUCUUAUCUGCAUGGCUUUACAAGAGGAACACAGACAGCUCAAGGAGGCAGCUGCAGAAGAAGAAGUAUCUUUUGAUGCUUAUCUCAAAGCAACAAGAAUAGGAAGUUCUGCAGUGAAUGCUCAGAGUGUCCUGUCACUUGUAGAGCACCUGAAACGCGUACCUCAGUUAAAUGCCCAUAAGGACAUGAUUCUCUGGACUUUACAGAUGUUUGAUGCUGUAAAAAAAUUGAGGGAAAAAUCGAGUCCAUUUUCAGCAGCAAGAGCAGAGAUUCAAAGGACGGAUGAGGCUGUACAAGACAAGGAUAAAGCUGAGCGCAAACGGAAAGCAGAAGCAGCCAAACUACAUCGACAGAAGAUUAUGGCGCAGAUGUCUGCAAUGCAGAAGAAUUUCAUCGAAUCAAAUAAGCACCUCUAUGAGAAGGCAACAGAAGUGCUUGGACAUGGCGCAGGUGCAACUGAGGAGGACAGUUCAACAACCGCUGUAGAAGAUUCUGGUGUAGCUCUGGGGCCAAAACAGGGUGCAGUUGCUGCCGAGAAAAUCAUAUUGACCUGCAUCCUGUGCCAGGAAGAACAAGAGGUGCGAGUGGAUGGAAUGGCCAUGGUGCUCACGGCUUGUGUUCAGAGGUCCACAGCCCUGACACAGAAUACAUGUCAAGUUGUGAGGAAUACAGGAGAGAACUGUGACCCUUUAUUUAUGCACCCUGACCUGGGUUGUGGCACUCACGCAGGAAGCUGUGGUCAUGUGAUGCAUGCCUCCUGCUGGCAGAAGUAUUUUGAAGCGGUGCAGAAUUCAACACGCCACAGGCUUCAUGCUGACCUGUCAUUUCAUUUGGACAACGUAGAGUAUUUAUGUCCACUAUGCAAGUCACUGUGCAACGCUGUGAUCCCUGUGCUUCCACUUCAAGCGCACAGUCUAAACAGCAAAGAUGUAGAAACUGUUGAGCAGCUGCUCACCUUACCAAAAUGGCUAGAAAAUGUAUUAGCAAGAAUAACGGGAUUAAAUAUUUCACACACACAAGAUGAAAGCAACCAAAUGCAAGAGAAUCCAGCCUCGUGGAAGAACCCUGUAGAAUUCCGAUCUAUCCUCAGCUUUGGAGUGCAGCCACCGUUAAAAUUUUCAGACAGCAUUGUGAAAAUGCUGAUGCUGUUUGCCAUGGCUGUGCACCGUGAGGGAUUGAAGGUUUCCACGAACGAAGCUGAUGUCCGAGUGCCGGUGAUGGUGUGGGGGGCUUGUGCUUUCACCAUUCAGUCCAUAGAAAAUAACCUUAGUGAAGAAAGCAAGCCUUUGUUCGGAUCACUGCCAGAUAGACAGGGUUUUAGCCUUAAAGCACUUUUGCAGUUUGCUGCUUCUCAGAGAGUGGUGACAUCACCAAGAGUUAUUCAGAAGCACUUGAGAAGAUUAUUGUCGGUUUUUAUGCUUGACACGAAGGUUGAAGACACCCAGUCAAUUCUGACUAUUGACUUUUUCCACCAUUUGGUGAGUUCGGUGCUGGCAUUUCCUUCGUUAUACUGGGAGGAGACUGUGGAGCUGCAGCCCUCAGACAUCAGCAGUACUUUCAAUAACCUCUACCUCUUCCACCUGAUAACCAUGGCGCAUAUUGUCCAGAUACUUUUUACCUCAACCUCGGACUUCCCUAUGGAGCAAGAUGGAGAGGAAAGUGAGGAGGCCCAGUCAGCAGUAAAAUUGUAUGAAAAGCUUCGAAAGUACACAAGUGGGGCUUUAGAAAGCAAACCCCAUGGCUGGUACCUUUGGAAUUGUGUGAAGUGUGGGAUAACUCCAUUCCUUCGAUCUUCUGCUUUGUUCUUCAACUACUUGCUGGGAGUGCCACCUUCUAAGGAUCUCUGGAAAGAUGCUUUGGAAGGGCAGUUUGAAGCUCUGUGUUACUAUUUUGCUCUUCCUUCAAACCUCUUCAAGCUUUUCGAGGAAUACGAGGAUACGAUGUCUCCUUUACUGCAGAGGUGGUGCUCCGAUUCUUCAGUGCAAAGCUUUCUCCGGGGAGAAAGAACAGCCAUCAGGUUUCCAAGGGAAAGAAAACAGUUGAUGGAGCUUCCAGAAGACUACAGUUGUCUUCUAAAUCAGGAUUCCCGAUAUAGGUGCCCCCAUUCCACCGAUGAUGAGACAAGAAAUGCAGUCCUGUGCAUGUUUUGUGGAACAAUGAUCUGUUCGCAGAGUCAGUGCUGUCAGCAGCAAGUAGAUGGAAAAAAGCUUGGAGGAUGUUCAGCUCAUGCUGUGAAAUGUGGAUCUGGACUAGGAAUCUUCCUCAGGAUAAAGGAAUGCCAGGUGCUUCUACUGGCAGGAAAAAACAGAGGCUGUUUUGUACCUGCUCCAUACUUGGAUGACUAUGGAGAGACUGACCAAUUGCUCAAGCGAGGUAACCCAUUGCACCUGUGUCCAGACCGUUACAGGAAGCUCCAGCAAAUGUGGAGGCAGCACCGAAUCCUGGAAGAGAUCGCGCGUAACCAGGAUGCCAAUCACAUGGCCUUCGCCGUCGAUUGGCAUGAGUUCUGAAUGACUGAAGAAUACCACUCUUGUGGGCAGCCAUAUCCCAAGGCACUUUCGUUGGCUGUAGAUUCACGUCGAGCGCUAGUUUUCCCAGACCUGAUUAGCCGUGAUGUGAAUUCAUUCUUUUUUUGCUGUGACUAUAAUCUAGUUUCAGUGCGCCCUGUCUAUAUCUACAGUUAAUCUAACAUCUGUUUCGUCUCAGCCUGCCUUUGCUGCCCCAAUCAAUAAUGAAAACUGGUGCCCAACAAAACAGACUGUGAUGUUGUGCAGGGACCUGAGGUAGAGGGAUGGAUAGAAAAUAAUUUUAACAAAGGGACAAAAAUAUACAUUUUAAGAGUUUUUCAACUUUUUCCUACUUUUUUUCUGCUACAGUCUCUGCCGCUACAGAGGGUCGGACACUCCAAGCCAUAGACACUUAUUUAUACAUUGCUCACAAAAAAACAUCAUUUGGGGUGCUAUUAGCUUGUGCUCAUUUUGAAGUACAAAGUGCAGUUGAAGUUGUCUCAGGCACAUGUCUGCUUCUAUCAUCUCUGUGGGAGUAUCUUUAGUCCACAAGCACUCCACCCCCAAUGGUUUAUAGAUUGUAUGAUACAUUGAACAGCAACAAAAUAAUUGAUGUAGUUUUAACUCAAGACUAAUUCAAAGGGAAGCCACCAACAAUUCAGGAUCUGGAUACAUUCACUUUUAGUGUAAUUUAGUAUCACAUCACAAUAUCAGUUCACAUAUGAGGAUUCAAUUAUGUUUCUGUUUUUUUGUUAUUGAGUUUUGUGUGAAAUUCUUAAAUUCUGUCUGGAAGUGUGGUGUCUAAUUUACUCCCCCAAGCAUCGUCUUGUAGAGCAUGUAGUUAAUGUGGAAAUAUUAUUAAAGCAACCUUAUUUAGUUAUUUGUCUUAAGUUCCUAAGUAACAAUGAUUGUAAGGGGGGAGGAUAUCAAACACAUGUCUCUUUACAGUGCUAAAAACAGCAAGUCUGAGGCUAAUACAAUACUUAUGAUAGAGGACUCCAGUUAAUUAAUCAGUACUUCAGUGAUGAUGUCUAGUGGAAGACCGGUUGCAACAGGAAUCGGUCUAUGCUAUAUAUUGCAUUGGCUCCAGAGUUCCUGUGCUGUGAACUGCUUUGAAUUGGUCUAUAUAAUAGUGCCUCCAACAGCACCAUGUUGUGAUAAAUGUUGCUGGGAUUUUAUCCGCAGCAUUAUUGAAUACCAAUUGCUUUAAGCCACUAUAUUAUACAAUUAUUAUAAUAAUAUAAUUAUGCUGCAUUGCUAUCUUUAGAUAGGAAGAGUAAACAUUAUUACUCCUCUGGUGAGUACAUCACACUUCUGGUGGGUUCAACCAUCAGCAGUUUCAACAGGUAUUACUUUGUCAAUUUUGCAAGAUAUAAGAAAAACCACAGAAUGAAGAAUUUUCCCAAGUGCUGCAAGCAUGUUGAUUUUAUUUUCUGGGGUGGGAGGCGGGGGACAUCAAGUGUUCACUUGCUUUUUCCUCUCGAAUGUGUUUAUUUGCAUAUGCAAAGUGGUGAAAAAUUCAUCAUUGAUCUUCACAAAUGUGUGCUGUUUGGUUUUCAGCAAUUCCAGUACAGGACUGAUUGUGAAGAGCUCUGCAGCCUGAGUUGCAGUAAAUCAGUUGGUAAACACUUGGUAGGACUGGUUGGCUGAUUGUAUGUUGUAAUAGGUUUAUCCUCCAACCACAAUUUUCACCUUUUUAUUUUGUUUGAUGACAAUAUUUUUUGUUAGUGGCACUGUAUCUUUUAGUUCCUCUUUGCACUAUUCCACAAUCUUAAGGGUAGCCAAGAGACCUACUCCCAAGCUUCUGUUACUCGUGCAAUGGCAUGCAACUGAUCUGGGUUCAUUUAUUAAAUACAUUUGGUGACUCAA